Molecule: messenger RNA, 557 nt
Organism: Hyposmocoma kahamanoa
Lineage: Eukaryota; Metazoa; Arthropoda; Insecta; Lepidoptera; Cosmopterigidae
Gene: Blos2
Product: biogenesis of lysosome-related organelles complex 1 subunit 2
Exons: 4
Coding region: 113-532 (139 amino acids)
Biological process (GO): endosomal transport; lysosome localization
Cellular component (GO): BORC complex; BLOC-1 complex; gamma-tubulin complex
Molecular function (GO): gamma-tubulin binding
Source: RefSeq, a predicted model, not a curated record
GUCUAAAUUUGUGGUUUUAUCCAUAGAUAUAGGAUAGUAAAUCCUAAAUCUAUGGUUUUAUCAAAUGAUUUCAAGGAAGAGUAACAGCCGCGCGUGAAGUUGUGAUUUAAUAAUGUCAGACGAGGAAUUUAGGAACGAUCGACAUAAAGACCUGCAAAUGUCUCCAAGUUGCUCCAGUUUUGAGGCGCAGGAUCCGCAUGAUCCCGUCAUUAGCCGCCUUGCUACACAGCUGUUCAGAAAGACCAAUGAUUACCUACAGGGAGAGAUUACUGCUGGGCAGGAUCAUUACAAUUUGCUUGAACAGAUUAAUCGCUUAACCAUAACUAAAUACACUGACAUUAGGAACUUAGCGGCAAAUUUGAACAAAAUGCUUAAUGAAUAUAAUGGGAAGUAUCAUGAGCAGAUCAAACCACUGCUCCUGCAGAUAGACGCGAUCAUCGAACAGGUGUCGUGGCUGGAGACCCAGGCAUACCGCCUUGAUGCCGCCACAAAACAACUCAAGCAGCGGUUCAAGGAACUGGAGGAGAGAUAGGUUCCUGAACAUAUACCACCUGCCC